Macrosiphum euphorbiae (potato aphid) is the source of this 1248-nucleotide messenger RNA. The record is from the annotation of a GenBank genome assembly. NCBI's taxonomy places the organism in Eukaryota, Metazoa, Arthropoda, Insecta, Hemiptera, Aphididae.
AUGGCCGCACACGAAGGGCUAGAUUAUGAUCCUGCCGAUGGACAUUAUUCUGAUGUUGUGUUAACCAUUAGAAUACUAAUGGGAAAGGAAAUCCUUCCACUUAUUGGAGAAUAUGGAGAAGUUGUUAGAGAUCUUAGAAACCAAUCUGAAGCAACAAUUACUAUCACUGAUAGCUCAACCCCAGAGCGUAUAGUGACUGUCACUGGGAACAUCAAUAUAAUACAAAAAGCAUUUGCAUUAAUUACAAAAAUUUUAGAGCAGAAUUCCCCUACACACCUUCAAAAUAGUCGAAAACCAUCGAGUAAUAAUUCUACGACAAUAAAACUUAUUGUACCUGCCUCUCAAUGUGGAUCAUUAAUUGGAAAAGGAGGUGUAAAAAUUAGAGAAAUACGAGAAGCUAGUGGAGCUAUGGUAAAUGUAGCAUCAGACCUAUUACAAAAUUCUACAGAAAGAACGGUUAGUAUUAGUGGUACUGCAGAAGCCAUCACCGAGGCAAUUCAUCAAAUAUGUAUUGUAAUGUUAGAGACACCAGGAAGAGGGCCUACAGUUGCUUACAGACCUUUUGUGUCACAACCAGGGCCUGUAGUACUUUGUGGAGGUCAAGCCUAUACUCUUCAAGGAUCAUUAGCAAUUCCAGCAGUUGGUGAUCAAACAGCUUCAAAUGCAGCAUUAAAUACUAUUGCAAGUAUAGCCCCAAAUUUAAUUGCCGGUUCUGGAUUAGAUCCAUCAGUGCUUGCUGCAUUAGCGGGUAGUCAGUUGCGAGGUGGUGGUGUCGGUUCAAAAACUUCACAACAGCAUAUUACACAUGAGAUGGCUAUUCCCAAUGACAUAAUUGGGUGUAUUAUAGGUAAAGGAGGAACAAAAAUUGCUGAAAUUAGAAGAAUAAGUGGAGCCAUGAUAAGAAUUUCAAAUACUGAAGAGCAUGAGGCUUCUGGAAAAAUGGAAAGAGCUAUAACAAUUAGUGGACAAGCUGAUGCUGUUAAUGUGGCUAAAACAUUGAUUAACUUAAGCGUUGAUCAGUAUAAUAAAUCAUCUGGAGAAUCAGUGGAUUAUGAUGAAGAAUUUCCAUCUAAUUUUACAGCAGAUGCAAAAACAACGACUGAAACUUUGGCAACAUUAUUGUCAAAUCCAAAUGGUUUAGGGGCUUUAGGAGCAUUGACCGGACUCAAAGAACUAUUAGGAAGUAUUAACAAUAAAAAACAAAUAAAUAAGAAAAGAGAUAAAAAUGAUAAAUUUUCACCUUAUUGA